UGAAUUGGCUAAGGGAAAAUUCUGGUAGGAUUGUAUGACUUUUUAAAACAAUGUCCUUGUGUUAUUUAAAACGGAAAAGAUCAGGUGAGGAGGUGCCCUGCCUAGCAGGAAUGUAGCACCUAGCCUGAUCCAACUCCGUUAAGAAUCAGGGAGUGCUGGGAGAAGAAAGUACAAUUGCUCACCUUGUACAGAGUGUCUGAUUUCUUAUCAAGGCUGUGGCUAAUCAAGUGGGAUCCUUCAAUCACGUUCCCUUCUCGUGCGCUAUAUAUUUGCGUUUGGAAACGCCGUCUCCCGUGAGAGACCGUCUGCUCAAUUGCCCUGCUCCUCUGGCUAACAAGGGUGCUGAGGCCCUGGUAGCUGAGGGUUCCAGUCUGCUGCUUCUGAAACCAUGGCUUUUCCUGCAGGAUUUGGAUGGGGGGCAGCCACAGCAGCUUAUCAAGUGGAAGGAGGCUGGGAUGCAGAUGGAAAAGGCCCUUGUGUCUGGGACACAUUUACCCAUCAGGGAGGAGAGAGAGUUUUCAAGAACCAGACUGGCGAUGUAGCUUGUGGCAGCUACACUCUGUGGGAGGAAGAUUUGAAAUGUAUCAAACAGCUUGGAUUGACUCAUUACCGCUUCUCUCUUUCCUGGUCACGUCUGUUACCUGAUGGGACGACAGGUUUCAUCAACCAGAAAGGAAUUGACUAUUACAACAAGAUCAUUGAUGAUUUGUUAACAAAUGGGGUUACGCCCAUAGUGACACUCUACCACUUUGAUUUGCCUCAGGCUUUAGAAGACCAAGGAGGUUGGUUGUCAGAGGCAAUCAUUGAACGCUUUGACAAAUAUGCUCAGUUUUGCUUCAGUACCUUCGGGGAUAGAGUCAAGCAGUGGAUCACCAUAAAUGAGCCUAAUAUUCUUGCCAUGUUGGCAUAUGAACUAGGUAGCUUUCCUCCUGGUAUACCUCACAUUGGGACUGGAGGUUAUCAGGCAGCUCAUAAUAUGAUUAAGGCUCAUGCCAGAUCCUGGCACAGCUAUGAUUCUUUAUUCCGAAAAAAGCAGAAGGGUAUGGUGACCCUAUCAAUUUUUGCUAGCUGGUUGGAACCAGCAGAUCCCAACUCAGUGUCUGACCAGGAAGCUGCUAAAAGAGCCAUCGCUUUCCACUUGGAUUUCUUUGCUAAACCCAUAUUUAUUGAUGGUGAUUAUCCGGAAGUUGUCAAGUCCCAGGUUGCCUCCAUAAGUAAAAAGCAAGGAUAUCCAUCAUCAAGGCUUCCAGAAUUCACAGAAGAAGAGAAGAAAAUGAUCAAAGGCACUGCUGAUUUCUUUGCUGUGCACUAUUAUACUUCUCGCUUAGUCAAGUACCAGGAGAACAAGAAAGGAGAACUGGGUCUUCUCCAGGAUGUGGAGAUUGAAUUUUUUCCAGAUCCAUCUUGGAAAAAUAUAGAUUGGAUCUAUGUGGUGCCAUGGGGAAUACGUAAAGUACUGAAAUAUAUCAAGGAUACGUAUAAUAACCCUGUAAUUUACAUCACUGAGAAUGGGUUUCCCCAGCUUGACCCCACGUCUCUUGAUGACACUCACCGCUGGGAGUAUUUCAGACAGACAUUUCAGGAACUAUUCAAAGCCAUCCAACUUGAUAAAGUCAAUCUUCAAGUGUAUUGUGCAUGGUCUCUUCUGGAUAACUUUGAGUGGAACCAAGGAUACAGCAGCCGGUUUGGUCUCUUCCACGUUGAUUUUGAAGACCCAGCUAGACCUCGAGUCCCUUAUACGUCAGCCAAGGAGUAUGCGAAGAUCAUCAGAAACAACGGCCUGGAAGGGCAUCUAUAGGAAAGAUGGCUAGAAAAUACUACCUGGGGAAGAGGCCUCUGCUUUGGGGGAAAAACAUCUGCUUUGGUGAUGGUCUCUCAGGAAAACGUAGUUGCUUCUCUAAUCAACAGCUUGUACCAGUGGAUCUGUGAUUAUGAAGUCUGAAUAUGUGAUGCCUGGUGAUGUAUUUAAUAAUGGUCUUUAUUUGUAUCUGGAUCAAUGAACUUUUAAAAAAAAGUAGAAGAGAAAACCACUAAAAUUGAUUUUUGUGUUAAAAAAUCAGACUUAGAAACAAACUCAAAUCCUUAGACAUUUUCCUGGACAAAAACAAUGCAAAAUUUAUAAAGAUAAUAUGCUCAUGAUUUGCAAAUGUAACAAAUUACUUAUUAUAAGAAUAAUUGGUAAUUAAUGUACUUAUUUUGUUUACAUAAGCUACUUUUGCUUAGUAGAUCCACUGUUAUGUGAUCCAUAAUUUUUUCUACUACCUAAUCUAGCAUUAAAAAAUCAAAGUUAAAAGUUAGUCACAUUAUAUACUUAUGCGGUUUUUUAACAAAAGAGUUAAUUGGUAAUCUAUUUGAUAUAAUGUAUUUGUUAAUAUAUUUGGUUUAUAUUUUAUGUAUGCAUCAACAAAUGUAUCCUUCUCUUACACAAUGAAAUUUUGAAAAAUAAUAAAAUAAUUGAAUAAAUUAGACUUAGUAUGACAGA
This is a messenger RNA of Microcebus murinus (gray mouse lemur), 2482 nucleotides long. RefSeq names its product cytosolic beta-glucosidase. The record is from RefSeq and is a predicted model, not a curated record. NCBI's taxonomy places the organism in Eukaryota, Metazoa, Chordata, Mammalia, Primates, Cheirogaleidae. Gene Ontology annotation, molecular function: beta-galactosidase activity; glycosylceramidase activity. Gene Ontology annotation, cellular component: cytosol. Gene Ontology annotation, biological process: glycosylceramide catabolic process; carbohydrate metabolic process.